AAGGGUCACAAAGAGAGGAAAGGUGAUCCACACUGGAAGGGGUGGAAUUUCCAGAAGACAGAGCAGCAGAGUAGUCCUUACACAGUCCUUACCGGUCAUUAGAUACCCAGGUGGAAUAAUAAGCAGGCUUCAGGAUGAGAUAGAUGUCACUGAUGUCAACUCAUAAAAACUCCUCAUAAUGAGAGGUCCCCACCCAAAGUCCAGCACCCUUGGGGUCUGUGGCCAACAGGAAAUAGGAGAGUGAGGUUAGUGAGUGUUGGAAUGGCAUUCCAGGAUGAAACAAAGAACAUUUUGCACUGACAGAGUGCUUUGAAUAUAUUUUCUGGUAAACAGCUCGACGUCAUCCAUGUGGAGGAGAUGGUAGACGAUUGCUCCAUUCCGUAGUCGGUAUCCAUAUCCAUGUUAAUGAUUUGCCUGGGGGGGUUCAGACCUAUUCAGAACAGAAAUCCCACACUUGAUGGUGACUUGUAGAAUUGGCUGCAAAUGUUGUUCUCUAGUGUUGAUUGCUAAUUCCCCAUCAAAUUCAUGAUGAAGGCUCUUGGGGUCCUGUUGAUCUGAUAUUUUAGACAUUCUAAGAUUCAUCUAUGGGGCACUGAGUCAUAGGCUUUCUUGUACUUAAUCUGGACAGUGCACAGGUUGGUCAGUAUGGUCUUAUAGUCUUGAAUGACUGCUUUAAGUAGCAGUAGCUGGUGAUUUGACACUGGUGUUUUCUGGGAUUUCAUGUAUUGGGCCAUGUUCCUGUUCAUUUUAGCUGUUAUGAUGACUGACUGGAGCUUCCAUGUUGUACUGAGGCAGGUUACUGGUCUGCAGUUAGAUUGGGGACUAGUCCCUUCUGGGGAUCGUACACCUUUGAUGGUAUACAUUUUUUUAACCAAAGCUGCGAGUCUUUUCUUGGCAGUCUGAGGCCUAAAGGUAUGGGCAGCUUACAGUACUUCCCCCUGACCUGAAGUCCUGGCUCCCCCUUCCUGUAUCAAUUGUGUUAUACCACAUAAAUCUCUAGUUCUGAUAGCAGUUGCUUCUUUCGCAUGUUGGAAAACUGAGCUACUAGUUGUUUCAUUGUCAGGUCCCACAUGCUCUUCAUGUAACCCCUUGCCUUGGGAUUACAGUCAUAGUACCAUUCUAGCAUUCCUGUUUGUCUAUCUGCCGCCUGCCUGCUUGCUUGCUCUAGGUGAAGUGAAAGUGGGGCCUUUAAAUUGUAAACAUGAACCUUAAGUAAAGUGUUAGGUCAGAAAGGAGAGCAUGCACACCUACCACGAAAAAAAGAUCAUCCCUCUGAGGAUUAUGUUUUCAUCUGGGAUUACAGAUGGCAAUAUGAAGAACAGGGCAGACGCUGAGGUCUUAAUGGCAAUCGGUUUAUACUCAGGACUAAACUAUUAAAACCCCUGUUCCGCUUCAUAUCCAGUACACACUGAGAGAAGCAUCAUUCGGUAUCAUUUCAUUCAUGCAUAUAACAGUUCAUCUGUUAUAGAAGUUUUUUGUAACACAUUGCUUGCAUCUAGUUUUCAUUUGGGGUUUAUAUAUAUUUUUUCAGUUAUUUUUUUGAUGGCAGCUGCUGGGAUGGAUUCAAAAUCUAAACCCUCUGAUGCCGUGCUGGAAUCCCCAGAACUAGAGCAGAUUCUGGACGUAAUGAGUUACUCACAGCGUGGACGAAUGGAUGGACAGUGUUGCACUCUAAGUCCUGCUAAAAUAGAGACGACAUCUGCAGGGUCAAAAGAUGAGAGAUCAUCCCAUACUUCAGAUAAUAAACAGGGACAAUAUGUCAACUCGCAUUUAUCGUUGCCUGGAUUUAAUUACCAAGAAAGUGGACGUAAUGAUCAUCAUGUCUCUGCACCUCAUAUCUCUGUGACUGAGAGUACUCCAGAUAGAAACAGGAAGCAUCUGUCAAUUCCAGUUGACCAAUUACAGGUUCCUUCUCAACGUGAACGCUCAAAUUCUAUAAAGUCAGAAUCACCUGCUGAACAGCAAAAGUUCAUGGAGAUGAUUACCUAUGGACAGCGUGGACGCAUGGAGGACCAGUGCUGCUCAUUGGAUCCUAGCAAGAGUGCUCCUUGCACACCCAGAUACACAGAGAAAAAAACUGUUGCAAUGACAGAUCCUGAAAUGUUCUUCAAUCUGUUGGCCGACACUCAGAGCCGACGGCUCGAUGACCAGCGAGUGUCGCUUCCAUCAUUACCAGGCUUACAAAAUGAAAAGGGCACUUCUAUGGGAGAUUCAAGCUACUUGUGUUACAUGGUCUCUAAAGUUCAAGGCUCCAGAAUGGAUGAUCAAAGGUGUUCAUUACCUGAAAUCCUACCCCCAGAGACACCGUGUUCAUCAAACAAGGAUCAGUCUGAAUCCGGUUUAAACCCAUUACGCUCAGCCUCCUUCAGCUCCAGUUCAGACAUAAAACAACUAAAAAGUGAGGAUAAAAAUCCUCAAAAACAGUUCUUGACUCCAGCUGAACAGGAAGAUCUUUUUACCUUAAUUAGUAAUUCCCACCAUGGCCGGAUGGAUGAACAGCGAUGUGUCCUAAAUGCUACACCCCAGUCCACACCUAAGCACCAUUUCAGUCAAAGUGAAAUCCCCCAAGAUUCUGAUAAUUUCUUCAGCUUACUGGCCACCUCACAGGGCAGACGGCUGGACGACCAGAGAGUGUCCCUUCCUUCAUUACCUGGAAUACAGAAUGGAGGUACCACAUUAACACCCACUGCUGCUGAGACGGAUGCAAGCUACUUGUGUUAUCUGGUUUCCAAAGUCCAGGGCUCAAGGAUGGAUGAACAGAGAUGUUCUGGACCCCACAUCUUCCAGAAUCUGGGUACCCCAUCAGCUCAGCGCACAUCUGGUAAACCUCCUUGGAGGUCUGCCUCAUUAAACCGUGAGAAAACUGAACAGCGUGGGCAGGGAAUAUCCGCAGCUGAGGAGGAGCAAUUUCUUAAAAUGAUAAGUCGAAUACAAAGUGGACGCAUGGAAGAGCAACGCUGCUUUUUACAACCCAGCAGAAGCACACCUUCCUCACCUACACACAAUGGCAGUGCUUUGAAUAAAGUACCCAUAGGCGCAGAAGCAGAGGCGUUCUUCAAAAUCAUCACCUCCAGUCAGUCGCGACGACUAGAUGAUCAGCGCGUUGCACUUCCUACCUUGCCAGGGAUAACUGGAAAUUCUGAAGGAAAAGUAGACAUACAACGACAUACAACAGCUGAAAUCCCAGUCUCUCCACUACCGCAGAUCACAGUGGCUAAAUGUACACCUACAACUUCAAAAAAGUGUCCUACACCUGCCUCACAACCUCAAAUGACAUAUGGAAAGCCUGGUUCCACUGAGGCCUUACCCAAAUCUGCUUCACUUAUUCCCAAGGGAGAAUUUAAGAAGAUGUCUAAUUUCCCAGCUAAGGUAACAGUGAGUGUAUCUGUGAGCUUCACACCUCAGGAGAAGAAUGCCAGUGAACCAGAUGCAUUUCCAGAUGUCUAUCUAACUCUUGGAGCCCCAGGGGACAACCUUGUGAUACCUCUGAGUCCAGUAUGUGGCAGGCCCUUGUCCUUUGACUUAAACCUUGUUAUGAAGGAAGAUGUUAAGUUCAGGCAUCGCUCUCCAAGCCAUUCCAGUCCCAGAAAAAACAACUCCAGGCCACCAUCUCCCAACAAAGGUGCGACUGGUAAAGCAUAUCCUACAUGCUCACAUGAACAGGGGAAGCUUGUGACCAGCCACAUCAGUGCAGAUGUAAACUCCUCCCCAACUGAAAAGACUCACCUGGAGAAAGGAAUGGCUCAAGAAGGACAAAAGGGGAAAGGAGAACUUGGAAAGGUGAGGGAAAAGGCACAGCAUGGAAAAGGAAAGGGCGCUGUAAAGAAAGACAUGAAGAAGAGUGGCAAAUAAUGUACUUGUAAAUUAUGGGAUUUAAAUGUAAAAAAAUAAGUAGCAAAAAAAUUGUAUUUGUAUUGCUAAAAGCUCUUAUUAGAAAUUAUGUUGAUUCUGCUUUAUAGGGUCAUUUGAAGGAUAGUCCUUUGCUAGCUAAAUUUACAGUACAUAUUGUGUCUAUUAUGUUUUGCGUUUUGCAAAUUUUCUAAAUGUAAAUACACUGUAAGGAAUUCUAUUCUUUCUGUCAAUUAUAA
Molecule: messenger RNA, 4088 nt
Organism: Neolamprologus brichardi
Lineage: Eukaryota; Metazoa; Chordata; Actinopteri; Cichliformes; Cichlidae
Molecular function (GO): protein binding; guanyl-nucleotide exchange factor activity
Source: RefSeq, a predicted model, not a curated record